Diabrotica virgifera virgifera (western corn rootworm) is the source of this 7353-nucleotide messenger RNA. RefSeq names its product phospholipase A2 inhibitor. Gene Ontology annotation, molecular function: protein binding. The coding region runs from base 113 to 1276 and encodes 387 amino acids. The transcript is spliced from 4 exons. NCBI's taxonomy places the organism in Eukaryota, Metazoa, Arthropoda, Insecta, Coleoptera, Chrysomelidae. The record is from RefSeq and is a predicted model, not a curated record. Gene Ontology annotation, cellular component: membrane.
UGUAGACUGGUUUACAGGUACCAAGCAGAAAUCAGUGCUUAGCCAAGGUUGUGCUACAUUUUGUCGAUGUAAAGUAAAUAUUUAAUAUAAUAUUUCACAGAAUUGUAUCGGGAUGAUGUGUUUAAAAGACAACAGUAUGAAAUUAGUACUGCUCUUGUUAGCCAUCCAGUUAUACACAGCCUCUGGAACAGUCGGCAGAUGUGGUUACGACUUUCUGGUUAACUGCUUCUGUGGUCAUCAAAUAUACGACCGAGAAUUACUCUUCGUAGUUAACUGCACCGGACAUGGUUUUACCGAUACUAGCAUGCUGCGGGAACUACCUGAGGAAACUGAGAUGUUGAUCUUCACGGGAAAUCACAUUGGGACACUGCCCAGUAAUGUUUUCGGCGAAGGAAGAAAUAUGACCAAACUUAGGAUCAUUGAUAUGAGCAACAAUGGAAUACAGGACGUUAAAGGAAAAGCCUUCCACCACGUUGUAAACGUCACCCGUCUAAUUUUAAAUCACAACAAUAUCUCCAUUUCCGACCAAUACGACAAGAAUUACCACCACCCCAGAGUGUUUUCGAAUUUUUUUAACUUAGAGGAACUGCACCUCACCAAUGCGUUUGCUGAUAAUACUGAUGCCGCUCUUGCUGAUGAUCUACAUGAUAUAUUCGUAAACAGUAACCUUACGAAGUUGUACAAACUGCAUCUAGAACAGAAUGAAAUCAAGAACUUCAAAGAUGAUCGGGUGUUCUGUGAUUUGCCUAAUAUACAUGACAUUCAUUUAGGCGACAACAAUAUUCCUAGUGUGAACUUCAACAUAACGUGUCUUCCAAAGCUACGCUACCUGGACCUAGAACGCAACAACAUAACCAAGUUCUCUCAGCAAGAUUUAGACAACUUCGACAAACUGGCGUUUCCUUACAGGACUACACAAAAUCUGACAAUAGACAUCGAUGGAAACCCUUUCAGAUGCGACAAUGCAGUGAAGAACCUUUACAACUGGUUGCACAGAACCAACGUAAAGGUCAGAGACGUAGACAUUUUGCAAUGUCACCAAACUAAAUAUGGUACCAAAUAUAUAAUAAAUUUGAAAAAUUUGGCUGAGUCAAAGAAUGCCAAAAUAUCGCAGGCGUUGACGAUUCUUUUGGUGAUACUUGUUUUAAUUUUGUUGUCGCUGUUAAGCGCUUACGUAUACUUGAAGAGAGAAAAUAUGAAGGGAAAAUUGAGUCCCUUAUUCGAAGCUGUUACUAGAAAAGUUCAUUAUAACAAAAUUGAGUCACAAGAUGUCUGAGUUUAAUCUUAGCUUAUUUUCGAAUUUUUUAAUGUGUGAUAUAGAACUUAAAGUUUGUUCAGAUAAUUUUUGAUAAAAGACACCUCAAUGGACAUUUUCUUAUAAAGUGUGUUUCAAACAAGACAAACAAAAGACAAUAUUUAAUAUCAGUGAUGGUCAAAAUAUUUAACACAUUGUCUGCCAUCUUGGUCUGUAAUGCCACUGAAAUGUUACUUACUGUAGCACCACGUCGGUAUUAUGGCAAAAUAUUUGCCAGCUUCAGUGUCGGUGUGUUUGCAGUGUAUUUUUGUUUUUUUUUUUGUUGGGUUGGUUAUUGGGUCCUGUUUUAGUUGUCCGUCACCUCUUCAGGAUGUGGUUUGUUUUUUUGUUGUUGUUGGUACUGGGUUCGUCGAGUGGUAUCUGGUGGUAUCGACGUCUCUGUUGCGGAUUGGAUGUUGUGUCUGCUGAGGAGGCCGUCUUCAGAACUUGAUCAGAGGAGAAAGCCUGGUUGCUGAAACGGUUCUUUUCAGAAAUUUUAUUUGUUUUAAAUGAAUUUGGCUGAAUUUACUGGUUUAGAAAUUUGGAAAUGAUGAAAGAUGUAAUGAAUUUGAGGCAUGUUGAGGGCAGCUGUGGCUGUAUUCUCUCUAUGGACAAUGGACAGGUAUUAUUUUGCAGUGAGAUCGGAAAAUCACAGAAAACCGUGAGCUAUGUGUCUAUUUAUUUGAUAAAAAAGUGGAGUUGCCUCCAGGAUGUUGAUGUAUUCAUCAAGGAGUUCGUUACUGUCGGAGGCCAGCAAUUCUGUUGAGAGGAAAGGUAGUUUGUAUUUUAGAUGUCUGAAGAAUACAUUGCCAAAGGAUGAGCAGUUAGUUUUAAGGACCUUUCGGGCUCUGAAGUUUUGGAGAUUGCUUGUUUUUAUUGUGUAACUCCUUCUCAAAGAGGUGUUCCUCUCAAUUAUGCACUGGAUAUUUGAUAGUUGAUAAGUAAGGGCAGAAGAGUUGUCUCCAGGAUAUCGAUGUAUUCAUCAUGGAGUUCGUUACUAUCGGAGGCCAGCAAUUCUGUUGAGAGGAAGGGUAGUGCGUAUUUGAGAUGUCUGAUGAAUACAUUGCCAAAGGAUGAGCAGUUAGUUUUAAGGACGUUUCGCGCUCUGAAGUUUUGGCCAUUGAUUGUUUUUACUGUGUACCUCUUGCUCAGAAAGGUGAUCCUCUCAAUUAUGCACUGGGUGUUCGAUAGUUGAUAAAUAAGGGCAAAAGUGUAUUAGUUUCGUUUGUAGUUUACUUUACGCAGUAUACCCCUUUCCAACCCCAGCAGUGAUUGUGUUAAGGAGCGACUGAGCAAGGCAUAUACAUAUGUUAGCCUUGUAUUCAAUCACCGGCCUAAUUAAUCUCCAGAGUAUGAGGAAGAUCCUUGCUUUAAGGCUUUUAAUUAGCCUCUUCAAGGAGUGGGCGCCAUCUUGAGACUGAGGCUAAUCAAUCUGAGUCAUCUUGAGUUGACUAAUUUUGUAAAUGUUGGGUGGAAAACGCGGCCAAGGUCGAGAAUAAGGCGACUCUAUUUUGUUGGUUGACUCCUGAUUGGUUGGUUGAUUUUGUUUACAACGUCUGCAGGCUAGCUGUGUCUUGUUCCUGACGUAUGAUACAUAUUGUUGUGUAAUCGGAUUGGGAAACCACAAGAAACCAAUCUUCCUUUUUCCUUUACUGUGACUGAUGAGACUCUUAAGGAGUAUAGGAGGAGACACACUCUACAGGGUCUAUGGAGUAGGAAACAUGGAUAUAAGGAUAGUUGUUGCACGAGUUGGAUUUUUUAAGCACGCAAACCAAGAAACCCAUAUGACAGGCAAUGUGUUAAAAGCCAAAAAUAAUAUGGCUACAAUUAAACAUCUGAUUGUUAUUUACGUAGAUAAACAGUGGUUUUAAAAAUGUGUUAUAUAGAGGUAUUUACAUGAUGUCCAAAUUAUAUCUAAGGCUGUGGUCUCCAAUAAACGCCGUACGCUGCCUACACUGUCACGCAGUAGUUUGCGUAUGUAUGCUUUAUACAAUAAAUAACGAAUACGGUCUCCAUUGGAUGUCGAACGCAAUGUAUGUGUUACCGUUAAAAUCCGAUUUCAGUUAAAACCCGAAUUUACUAGGAAAAACUAGUUUUAACUAUGCGCUUUAGACAAUUCUAGUUUUAACUAGUCAAAACUAGAUUUGACUGCUAUACAUUCAGUUAAAACUAGAAAUCCCGAACGGAUUUCACUUGAGUAGUUUAUGCUAGUUCAAUGUAGUUUUUUUGGAAUUACUGGCGAAUACCAGUUAAAAUUGUUGCAAGAGACAAGAUGUAUUACGGCUUGUUCGGGGUAGUGUUAAUGACGAAGGUGGACGGUCGGUAGCAAGGUAGUGUGUGAAACUGUUGAUUGCUUUGCAUCGUUUUUAUUGGUUAUAUUACACCACUGUGUAUUGAUCACCAUUAGUGAUAAUAUCGAAGAUCAGAUUGAGAGCAGAGAUAUAAGAACGUGAAAAGAACGUGUUUUGGUAAUGAUUUUACAAAUGGAAGAGACUGAAAAAAGAAAGUCACUACAAUGUUGUGACCAAGAGUAUAUAAUAAAUUAAUGGUCGAAGUACAAGACGCGGAACUGUCUGUCAAGAAAACACCAUUACAAAAUCGAAGACUAAAAUGAUUUAGAAUUGUUGAAGUUGGCGAAAUAAAAAAGUUAGCUUCUAAAAUUGAUCCCAUUAAAUAUUAUGUACCUGUCGAAAAUAUUUUUGGCAUAAUUGAAGCAGCCCAUGUUGCUAUUUUUCAUGAAAAUCGGGAUAGGUUGAAGACUGAAACCUCCAGGAAAUAGGCAAAUAUAACUUUUUAUUGAUUUGAUCAAUACUUUUAUACCAGUGUGUAAAAACUGCCAACGAAAGAAGAGUAAACAUAUAAAAACGAACAGAGGUCUUGUGUCCAAACCUAUAUUGCAUUCAGAAAUGGAUAGUCGCUGUCAGGUAGAUUUGAUCGAUAUGCAAUCACAAGAAAAUCGCAUAUCAACUACUCUAAAUGAAAUCCGGUCGCGAUUUCUAGUUUUAACUGAAUUUAGCAGUCAAAUCUAGUUUUGACUAGUUAAAACUAGAAUUGUCUAAAGCGCUUAGUUAAAACUAGUUUUUCCUAGUAAAUUCGGGUUUUAACUGAAAUCGGGUUUUAACGGUAACAUAUGUAUAUCUGCUAUGAGCGACUUCAAAUGUUGGAAGCAGCGUCUUUAGUUAUUCUCGAGCAUUGCAACGUACGGCUGGUACAGGUACUUAGCGAAAUGAGUAAAACAAGUAGCAAACAAGAAAAAGAUGAGUUGCUUAUCAACAAGUUGAAAUAUCGCACUUGACUGAUAACGAAAACGAUGGGAAUAUUGUUGCCGGCGAUCGACAAAUGCUGUACCCAAUCUACGGCAUUUAUUGGUGACCACAGAUGACUCUGGACGCGACCUACGGUGUUCAUCGAUAAUCAUGGCCUAUGUUUUGUAUUGACUACGUUAAGUUGCCGGUGACUGGCAAAGGCUGUAUGCAGCGUCUGGCUUUACGCUGUACGUAACCUACGCUACGGCAUUUAUUGGAGACCACCAGCUAAGAUAAAAUUAUAUCUAACUAAGCAGUUAAAAGAAACAUAACAUUAUUUUUGAAUAGCUCUAAAAGGACGGUUUUAAACCAUGGUUCGAAUAAAAUGGCUCUAUGAAGCUAUUUUUGAGUCGACUGUAUUUGACGUUUAUUCUCUGUUGUUAUUGUAUUUUUACGUUAGAUACACAUACGAGCAACAGUUUGUGCUUCUUAAGACAUUCCAUUAUUCCCUUUACAAAAACUCAAAUAUAAAAUGGAAAAUAUUUUGUGUUGAUAUAGUUUUAGUCGCGCUAACAAAAUGCCAAAAAUAACUGUGAGCUUGUCCUAAUGUUAAUUAGUCUAGGCGCCAAAUAGAGGUCACCGUGUCAUUUUUAAUUCUGAUGGACAAACUCAACGGUUUCUUAUGGAUUUUGAGCUGCUGAUUACGAAUUUCGAGGGGGGAUUUCGAUCCGAAUGGUCAAAAAAUUGUUAUAAACAAUUUAAUUGUUUAUAAGGCUCUGGCUCAUAAACUAAAAGAGAUAAAAAAAUGUUUCAAAUAAAAUUUGUUCCCUAAUAAAAAACGAGGAAACAACCGUUUACUAAACUUAAAUCCGACAAUUAGAACUCAAGAUAUUGUAAAAUUAGUGCACAAUGCAAAUUGCAAAAUAAGUAUUUUUCGAAGCUUUACCGAUCGUAACUCGGCUUCUACGCAUGACAAUGAGCCUUGUAAGGUGUCCUUUUAAAGCUUAAUUAAGAGGCUUCCAAACAAAGUUUGUUAAAUUAUUUGAUCUUCAUUUGUUUUACAGUUAUACCCGUUUUAAGUUAUAAUUUUCUUAAAAAAUUGUACAUUAAUUUGUUUAUAAAGGUUUCAAGCAAACUUUAGCUAUAAACAUUUAUACUUUAAUUAAUAAUAAUGAUAAAACAACUCAAAAGGAACAAUUUGAGCUUACGAAAAUGUUCGUAAGUUUAUUUUUGGCUAAGAUGUCGAUAUUUUAAUGGCGCGCUAUGAGGCGCAAGAUUGACUCACAGUCAAGUAAGUAUGUAUUCUUCGACGCUUUAUCGAUCGUAACUCGGCUUCUACGCAUGAAAAUGAGCCAAUAUGUGAUAUCCAUAUAAAAAUGGAUCGAGUUCUUUUGCAGCAUCAUCAUUGCAUAUAAAACGAGCAUUUAUGAUGUGGCGGCAUACACACAAUUGACGGGCCUUGAUGAUGCUGCAAAAGAACUAGAUCCACUUUAUAUGGAUAUCAUAUAGAUAAUUAGACUCUGAAGUCUCAAAAAGUUUUAGUUUUACUGCCUACAAGAACAGACUUGUACCACCAUGUAACUGUUAAAAUUUCGCUAAGAACUUAUGCAGAUGUAAAAAAGCUGAUAUUCCCUGUAUGCAGAUUUGCAGAUGCAUGAAAAAAAUGUUUGUAAAAAUAGUAUUAAUAAAUAAUUUCAACUUACUUUUUAGUUAUAUUUCUGAAAUAUUAGUUUUUAAUGUUUUUUUCUCAUUUAGUGCAAAAAAUAGAAGACAAUGUAAAUAGAAUGAAAGAGGUACAGUAUGAUGAUUUAAUUAUAAGAAUUAUUUGAUAAAAUUUUAUUAGGAUCUUCAAAAAUGAAAAAUGAAGAUAACGUAUGUAUACAUAGAAAUUAUAAUUUGCAUCGAGAAGUUAGCGCAUGAACCUUUACGCGGUGAGCCGAUCUUGCGCCUCAUAGCGCGCGCCAUUAAAAUAUCAACAUCUUGGCCAAAAAUAGACUUACGAACAUUUUCAUAUCCUCAAAUUGUUCCUUUUGAGUUUUUCUAUCAUUAUUGUUCAUUAAAGUAUAAAUGUUUAUAGCUUAAAUUUGUUUAAAACCCUUAUAAACAAAUGAAUGUACAAUAUUUUUAAGAAAAUUGUAACUUCAAACGGGUAUAACUGUAAAACAAAUGAAGAUCAAGUAAUUUGACAAACUUUGUUUGAAAGCCUGUUAAUUAAGCUUUAAAACGACACCUUCUAAGACUUACUUUCCUGCGUAGAAGCCGAGUUACGAUCGAUAAAGCUUCGAAAAAUACUUAUUUUGCAAUUUGCAUUGUGCACUAAUUUUACAAUAUCUUGAGUUCUAAUUAUUAGAUUUAAGUUUCGUAAACGGUUUUUUCUUCGUUUUUUAUUAAGGAACAAAUUUUGUUUGAAACAUUUUUUUUAUCUCUUUUAGUUUAUGAGCGAGAGCCUUAUAAACAAUUUAUAAACAAUUAAAUUGUUUAUAACAAUUUUUUGACUACUCGGAUCGACAUCCCCCCUCGAAAUUCGUAAUCAGCAGCCAAAAGUCCAUAAGAAACUGUUGAGUUUGUCCAUCAGAAUUGAAUAUGACACGGUGACCCCUCUGGCGCCUAGACUAAAUGUACUGAUUAAAUAAAUAGAAUUGUAGGUGAUAAUAGGCAGUGGAAAUUAAUAAAUAAGUUUUAGCAAUUACGCAAUUAUGAUGGUGCUUUAAUAUAUUUUUAAGGUAUAUAUUUUUUACUUUUGGAUAUUUUACUUAUAGUUGUAAAUAAUGUUUGUACAUACUUAUAUUUUAAUAAAACGUACUUUAUUUAGAA